Messenger RNA from Phialemonium atrogriseum, 2434 nucleotides. Its product is annotated as PhoD-like phosphatase-domain-containing protein. The transcript has 10 exons. Lineage: Eukaryota; Fungi; Ascomycota; Sordariomycetes; Cephalothecales; Cephalothecaceae. Bases 407 to 2272 code for a protein of 621 amino acids. The record is from RefSeq and is a predicted model, not a curated record.
UGGGUACCCUGUUAGCACGCACGUUGCCAAACGUGCCUGCCGACAAUUGAUUGCGCUGCAGAGCCUCGUGCCAGAGAUGCUAUCAAGAUAUUGGGCGCAUACCGCUACAGUUCCAGCCGUUAGAUCCCGAACGCCACUUGGCACUGCGUGGGGGUUGUGAAACUAGACAAAGAUUAGACUGGUAGUGUCUUGGCUUGAGAUACUGUGAUGAACGUGUACGGAUGGGAGGAAGUAGUUGGAUGGCGAGGCAGCGAUGCCCUUGUGGAGGAGUAGAUUGAUUCCGAACGUGCCAGAAAAUGAAGGAUUCAAGCCUCGAGAUGAUUAUUACUUAUAUACAGAGACCUGGGGCAACAUUCCGCUGACAUGACAGUGUCUAGCAUCACGAUCUGCUCUCGCCUGUACCAAGAUGUGGUCUCUUGGAAUCUUCUCCGGCACGGUUCUCUUGGCCGCCACAGCUACGGCCAGCUUCGACGGCAACCUCAACUAUGCCAGUCCCUCUAGGCGCCAUGCCAACCUCGGGAUUGAUGUGCCCCUGGUCGAGCGUCGAUCCUGGAAGCGCGGCAACGUGGCAUACGAGCCCUCUGAGCUGAGUUUCACCCAUGGAGUGGCCUCCGGAGAUCCCUGGCCCGAAAGCGUCAUCCUGUGGACGCGCAUUGCGCCGUCAAACCAGUCCGACAAGAGCACCGUGACCGUUGAUGGCUUGUCACCCUUGUACAACCAUGAGACCGAGCGGUAUAUCAAGGCAGAUCCGAGCCCCAUCUGUGUUGAGUGGAAGGUCUUUAAGAGCAAAUGUUCAAAGGGCGCGGACAAUGUUGUGGUCAGCGGCAAGGCAUACACGACCUCGGAUAUCGACUACACUGUCAAGGUUGAAGCUGAGGGACUUGAGCCACUGACUAAAUACUACUAUCAGUUCACUGUUUGUGGCUCAAACAACAAGAGCCCUAUUGGGAGAACCAAGACCGCUCCUACCGCCGAUGAUGAUGUGUCUAGCCUCAGCUUCGCCGUAUUUUCCUGCAGCAACUUCCCCAACGGAUACUUCAAUGCGUACGGAAAUGCUGCCAGGAAGGACAAGCACGACUAUGUCAUCCAUCUUGGCGACUACCUGUACGAGACCGGAAAGGGGGGCGAGCGGGCUACUGCCCCGUCGGGCACCAUCUUCACUCUUCAUGAUUACCGGACCCGGCACGGGCUGUAUCGCACCGAUGCCGAUCUUCAACUGCUCUCCAAGGACUUUGCCUGGAUUCCUACCUGGGACGACCACGAGUUCGCGGAUAACGGGUACAGAGACGGAUUCAGCGGCCUGAACAACACCGAGGAUUCUUUCUUGAACAAAGGCCCACAGAUCAGCGUCGACACCCGAAAGGUCAAUGCCGUGCGGGCCUACUUUGAGUGGAUGCCUAUCCGACAAACCGACCUGGAUGACGGCCUGCGAAUCUGGCGGUCAUUCCAGAUGGGCAAGUUGUUGGACCUCGUCAUCCUCGACACGAGGAACUACGAUCGCAGUAUCACCUCUCUCGGAUGGAAUGACAAAUACAUCGAUCGUCUCCGAGAUGACCCUAGCCGAACUUUGAUGGGCUCACGCCAAGAGAAUUGGUUCUACAAAUCGCUGAGCGAGUCCAAGGAACGCGGUGCUGCCUGGCGAAUUGUCGGCAACCAGAUCAUCUUCUCCCGCAUCUUUGAGAGCGACGCGGGCGCCUUGAGCGGCGACAACUGGAAUGGCUAUAUUGCCAACCGAAACAGGACUCUGCAGCAUCUCUACGACAACGAGAUCGGGAACAACAUCUUCCUCGCUGGAGACAGCCACCAGAACUGGGUCUCCGACUUGGCGUGGCUCGGAACUAAAAAGUACGAGUCAGAGAGCGGCGCAGGGAGCAUCGGCGUCGAGUUCGCCGGCACUGCCGUUAGCUCCAGCGGCCGAGCCGGUCCCAUCGAGCCCAAUGCUGGGGAUUACGCCCGCGGCAUGAUCAGGCGGAACGAGGAGAUGAUGUGGCAGGAGGGUUACUACCGGGGUUACUUCAACCUGCUUGUGACGCCGAAGGAGGUUACCGCCCAGUUCUUUGGCUGUCCCUCCGUUGCUACUCGCAACGGCUGGGAUCUCCCGCUCGCCAACUUUACCGUUCUGUCCGGUGACAAUCACCUGCAGAGGCCGAUUGCCGGCGGAGAGGCUGAGUCUGGCGCGCUUAGGUUUGGAGAGAUUAAGCAUACAAACUUGACUUUGAACACUGAGACUGGAGAGUGGAAGGUUAUUGGUUUUGACAAGAUGUUCAUUUAGAUCGAUCAGAUGAGAAUGGCAUUUACAGUGUCAUCUCGGUCCACCGUUAAAUGGAAUAGAUAAUGUCUGUCAUUCCUCCUGUGCCAGAAGCACCCCAUUCUUAACCAGGGCCAUGACAAAACCCUUGAUCGCCUGCACGGCAACGUCGGCGAUGCGAUCCGC